Zeugodacus cucurbitae (melon fly) is the source of this 7167-nucleotide messenger RNA. It is a transcript of the gene larp, whose product is annotated as la-related protein 1. NCBI's taxonomy places the organism in Eukaryota, Metazoa, Arthropoda, Insecta, Diptera, Tephritidae. Gene Ontology annotation, molecular function: transcription cis-regulatory region binding; RNA cap binding. Gene Ontology annotation, biological process: regulation of transcription by RNA polymerase II; mRNA stabilization. The transcript has 7 exons. Bases 632 to 6115 code for a protein of 1827 amino acids. The record is from RefSeq and is a predicted model, not a curated record. Gene Ontology annotation, cellular component: nucleus.
UCUUUUCGAAGUUUCUAUCAACGGCGUCGGCCACAUGUUCGCUCGUAAGACGAGAUUUUUCGCGAAAUACCAUUGAAUUAUGGUCAAAAGUGCUGUGAAAUCAUAAUAAGGUACUGAAUAAACUUGACAGUGACAUUGUACAAUUGAAUUGAAGUGGAAAUUUGCAAUAGUUUGCAGUUAAACUCAAUAAUAAGAAAUUUUCAAAUACGCAAAAAGACUACGUUUUUUUCGUCUCUCUUUAUAACUUUAUUCUUCAUCGUCGAAUUGUCAAAUUUCGUCGUACUUUGCGUUCGGUUCGAAACUGUGCUUCGUGAGUGAAUUUCGGUUUUGCACGAAUCGAAUCGUGUGUGUAGAAAAGUGUACACAAAGCAAAGACCGCAAUAAAGAGGUGUUACGAAGAAAACACAAAACGUGCAUUGGAAGUGAAUCGGAUUUUGAACUGUGUGAAUCUCAGCAAAUCGACGUUUAUCAACGUCUGUAAAUUGAUUGAUUAGUUUGAACGUUUUUGUCAUAUUCAUUAGGCAAGGAAGCAACAAAGAGUUUCCACAACGUUUCAACAUUUUCUGGAGUAAGUAACGUAACUGACAUUACCGAUACUCCGGAGUCACACGAUAUACGAACUUAAAUUAACAUGUCAGCAGCUAAAGAAGAAACUUCAAAAACGAGCGCCACCACUGCCACUCCAACGGUGGUCGCUCCCUCUGGUCAAACGUCUACCGCAGCUUCAACUUCGUACGCCAAUGUAUUGCAAAACUUGGAGGCCAAAAAAGGUGCCAUAGCCAAAAGCGGAACCGCUGAUGUCGCUGUUGCUGAUUCUGACAAUAAAGAAAAUCAGCCCAAUUUGAAAACAAUUAAAUCAUGGAGUGAAGAGGCUGCCGCUGCAGAAGCAGCUACUGAAAACUCUUCCAAUACUGUUGCUGAAACUAGUACUUCGGUGACCGGUGAAAAGCGGGCUGCUAAUACGGAUGCUGGGGCUGAAAACUCUUCAGAAAUCGAUGAUAAUAAUGACUUUGUGCCAGUGGUUUCGCAUCACCGACGUGAUCGUAAAAAGCCACGCAAAGAGAAACCUUUCGGACGUGAACGACAAAGUGGCAAUGGCAAUGAAAAACUAGCAAGUGGCGGCGGUGGACCGCGAUCAGGUGGCGGCAAUGGCAAUGGCGGUGGUGCCGAAGGUGGCAAACCUAAACGAGUAGGAGGAGCAGGUGGCAGUGGUGACAAAGAUGGUGAUAAAAAGUACACCAGUCGUCCACGUCAACGCGGCGGUAGUCCACGUAAGGGUGCUGCUGGUGGUGCACCAAAGGCGCCAAAGGAACGUAAAGAUACUUCGCCAAGUGCUAGUGUUGAGAACACAAGCAGUGGAAAUGAAGCAAAAAGUAGCGAUGCCGAGACGCCAGCAGUUGGACCAAACGGUGCUCCAGUUGCACCACCUCAACCGAAGAAAUACGUUGCGGCACCUCCACCGAAAGUAAACGCUUGGAAGAUAUCAAAACAAUCUUCCAGCCCCAAAACCGGUUCGUCGCCAUUAGACAAGCGUGUUUUGCAACCUAAGCCACAACAGCAACAACAACAGCAACAGCAGCAGGCGCAACAACAACCCCAAAAAGUUGCCAACAAGCCAGAGACUGCUCAAGCGCAAACUAAUCCAGUUGCUGAUAGCAAUAAAAGCAACACCACCAACAGCAGUAAGGCAACAGCCGCACAGGACGUGGAAAACGCAACAACAGCGUCAAGCUCAACAGCAGCAGCCACAUCAGCGGCAGCAGCACCAGCAGCAGCACAAACUAUUGUUGUGCCACAAACAGACGUAGCACCGACUGCGGUUGUAAAUAAAGGAAAGAAAGUCAAUCAAAAGGCAAGCGAUUUUAGCAACGCCGGCGAUUGGCCUAUGCUAAUAGGUGGCAAGCCAACAAAUAACGAAUCUAAACGUUCCACGAAACAUAAGCAGCGUGCAACAAACGCAGCAAAUAAUAAAGAUAAAGAAGAUAACGCCAGUACAGGUGCAACAGCAGCAGCACAAAGCAACGCAGAUCAAGCAGCAACAGCAGCAGGAGCAAGCAGUAGUGCCACAGCAGGCGAUAAAGCUUCAACAAGUCAAACACCAAAUGAGUCCAAUAAGCCUAGUACGCAAUCAGGCAGCGGUGAAGGCAGUAGUGGAUCUACUGCCGCAAAUGCCACAGCAGCAGGCAACACAAGCUCAGGAUCAAAUGGCAUCAAUAAGAAGAUUCCCAAACACAAGUGGCGACCUCUGCAAAUCGACCUUGCAAAAUCCAGCCGGCCGAAACCGAUUGGACGCCCCGCUAGACGUUUACCAAACUCUACGUCUCGCUAUCACCAGCAGCAACAACAGUACCACCACAAUCAAGAGCGACGCACCAGCGGCGGUGAUCACAGCAAUGCCGGUGCCAAUGCAACAACAGAACAACAGCGCAACGAUUGGCGUCAACAUGCACCACCAAGCGCCGGCGGUGGUGGCGAAGCCACACGUGGUAGUGAGCGCCCAGCGCGGCCCACUUCCCGCCCUACUGAGCGCAUUGAUUCCUGGCGUAGCGGCAGCGGCACCGAGCGCAGUAGUGCCGUCGGUGGCGGCAGCGUCGCAGAACGUGAAUACGAACGGCCAGCGCGCACGCAACGGCGUUUCCGGACGUCCUAUCGCGGCGGGCGGCAAGGGCGCGGUGGAUUCACAAGACCGGGACCAGGUCGUACGUCAAAUCGCAUACCACGCCAUCUGUUAACCAGUGGCGAAUACGCAAACUAUUUGCCGGCGGAUGCAGCCGGUGCCGAACAGUCCUCGUUUGUGCUCAUGGGCACGCAUUAUUACGGCGCAGUGCCGGCGGCCUUUGUCGAAGUGGACGCACAAUCGCUUAAAGAGGCGAUCAUGAAACAAGUUGAAUACUACUUCAGCGAAGAGAAUUUAACUGGUGAUUUCUUUUUGCGUCGCAAAAUGGACCCAGAUGGUUCUAUUCCAGUCACUUUGAUUGCUUCCUUUAAUCGUGUUAUGGGCCUGACUUCUGACGUGGCACUGAUUAUUAGUGCCAUCAAGGAGUCCGAGAAACUGGAGUUUCUCGAAGGCUAUAGGGUACGCACAAAGACAAACCCUACAAAAUGGCCUAUUCGCGAUAUCAUUGAGACUACAUAUGAUCCAGCCGCUCAGGCGGCUGUUUUAAAUGCAGUAGUGAACAGAGCAGUAGGCCAGACACCAGAAAGUGUAAAUAAUGAUAUACAAAAGACUAACGAAGCUGAGAUUGCGCCUGGCAGUGGUGGAGACAGUGUCAACACUGCAGCGACUCAAACUGCGGUUGAGGACAAUAAGAAUGUGGCAAGCCCAACUGCGGAUGUGGCGUACACCAGCGAAGUGCCCUCAAUGUUUACCUCAGAACUAAUAGCAACCCUACCAAUAACUAAGAUACCGCCACCGCCAGUGCCACGGAAUUCACAGAAUUCGGUCUCCUCGUUAUUGAUGCAGCAGGUGAAGCAAGUGCCAACGCCAGCUGCGAAUGCGGAGAAUGCCAUAAGCGCACUCACACAAAAGGUGGCUGAGGUCGAGAGUGGCAGUGGCGCUGUGGCUCAGUUGGCGGAUCACUUGAGUGGACUGGCCGAAAGCGUGAAGAUGCCGACAGUGCCUGCGCAGCCACAAUUGACGUCGACGCCACAGAAGAAUCCAGAGAGUAGUGGUAAGAAGAGGGAGGUGCAAGGCGUUGCUAAAGGCAGCAACAGCAAUGCGGCGGAGGUUGACGACGAGACGGCAGGCGAUGCCGCUGAGGGCAUGUGGAAAGAGGUAAAGAGACGCUCAAAAUCAAAUGCUAUAAAAGAUACUAAAUCUUCCAAUCAACAACACUCCACACAAUCGCCAUCCACACAACAACAACAACUACAACAAAACAAUAAAACACCCAACACAAAUGCUACCUCUGAAACGAAAUCAUCAUCAUCGAUCACGCCAAACAACAAUAACAAUGUAAACAAAAUCGAUACAAAAACAAACACGGCAAGAACCACAUUGACCACUUCGAACGCCUCCGCCACAUCGAAUGCUAAAAAUGUAAUUAACACCAACAACACCACGAACGCCACAACCACAACAACCAUUAUCAACAACAAAACAGCUUCUCCGCCAACCGCUCAAUCAGCAGCAACAGCAGCAGCAGCAGGUUCAGUUGGCCUCCCAACAAAUGCCACUGAAAAGGAAGAAUUAGAUUUUCAAUUCGACGAAGAGCUCAUGGAUCCCAUCCCGGCAUCUGGACGUAUAAAUAAUUUCACCGAAAACUUCUCCGACGACGACGAAUCCGACUACGAAUUUGCUGACCGCGAUAUCAAUAAAUUGCUGAUUGUGUCACAAGUACAACGUGCACCGAAACACGAAGGCUACGAUCGCACUGCCGACUUCCAUUCACGUACGAAAAUCACACAAGACCUCGAGAAUGUCAUCAACGAUGGUUUGGCUAAUUACGAAGAAGAUCUCUGGACCACAUCGAAUGUGGGCACCGCAUAUCGCACGGUAAAUGUCAUCUCCCAAGAAGAUUUUGAGAAAAUGAGUGGUGGUCGCGUGCAACGCAAUUACGCACAACAGGCACCGCCACCACCACCGCCAGCCUAUGAGGAUGAGGAUUCCACACUGAAUAGCACGCUCAAUUCGACAUUGAAGUCGCGUCGUGCUCGCUUCUAUGCUGCGCCCAAUUCACAUUCGAUCGAUCCGCGUACACCGCGCAAACGUAAGACACGCCAUUCAUCGAAUCCACCAGUGGAGGCGCACGUCGGUUGGUUGCUCGACUCCGUCGAACAUCGUCCGCGCACCACCUCAAUGGGUUCGUCGGCGGGCACCUCGCCAACGACCUCAUCCUAUGGUUCAUCUGUGCCACAAUCAUUGCCGGUCUUCCAACAUCCCUCGCACUCGCUGCUGAAGGAGAACAACUUCACACAACAAGCUUACCACAAAUAUCAUUCACGCUGCCAAAAGGAGCGCCGUCGUCUAGGCUUCGGCCAAUCACAGGAGAUGAACACUCUGUAUCGUUUCUGGUCAUUCUUUUUACGUGAAAAUUUCAACAAAACAAUGUACAAUGAAUUCCGUACUUUGGCGCUGGAGGAUGCCGGUCACGGUUUUCGCUAUGGAUUGGAGUGUCUAUUCCGUUUCUUUUCGUACGGUUUAGAGAAGAAAUUCCGACCAAAUGUCUAUGAGGACUUCCAGGAUGAGACAAUCGCCGACUAUGAAAUUGGUCAACUCUAUGGUCUAGAGAAAUUCUGGGCUUUCCUCAAAUACUACAAAAACGCUGAAAAACUAACGGUCAAGCCAAAAUUGGCUGAAUAUUUGAAAAAAUUCAAAACUAUCGAAGACUUCCGUGUCGUCGAGCCCGAGAUCAAUGAAAUGUUGCAAGGUGUUGGCAGUCUGAAUCGUGGACGCAAUCUGAAUCGAUUGCGCAGCGUUUCCGAGAGUGAUGGCACCGCUGUAGUCGCUGCCGGUGGACGCAAACCGAACACCACAAUCAGCAAUCGCAGCGAUUAUGUCGGCAAUCGGCCACAAUAUCAGCAGCAACAACAGCAACAACAACACCAACACCAACAGCAACAACACAAUAAUCAACAUGCCGGCAAUUAUGCUAACUUCAGCAGCAAUCGACGCCGCACCGGCUCCUUCGGCAGUGGUAAUGUGCGCGUACGCAGCGGUUCGUUGGGCAAUAAGCCGCAAGUGGUAUCGCGCAACAACAAUUAUCACCAUCAUCAUUAUGGCAGUUCGCCGCAUGAGUUGCGUCGUGGCGGCAGCAAUUCCGGUCUCGCACCGCACAAACAGCAUCAGCAAAACCGCCAACAACAACAGCAGCAUCAGCAAUAUCAGCAACAAGCGCAAAAGUCUAAACAACAACAACAGCAACAACAACAAGUACAAAAUAAGGAUUCCAAUAAUGCGCCGAGCGCAAACAAUGCAGCUGCUGCGCUGAAGAAAGAUCAUCAAAAUUAUGCGGCGGCGGCGGCAGCAACCAAAACAAAUAAACCAUCGAUAGUCAACAAUAAUGCAGCAGCAGCAACAACAACAACAACAACAACAACAAAAGUCACUGCGCCAGCUGCAGCCGCAGCGGCGAGCGUAGCAACGGGCGUGAAUGCAACGUCAGCGGAGAAAUAAUUGUUUAUUAGCAUGAUUUUCCUUGAAUAGAAAAACAACAAACAAACAAACACACACACACACUUAUUUGCUACUGUUAGUUUAUCCUAUCUUAUUCUUUAUAAUUAUAAUUAUUAAUUCUUUUUUUUUUUUUGCAUAACGUAUGUAUUUUCUUCUAGUUUUGAGUAUUUUCAUGACUACAAAUGGCACACACAAACACAAUCACACAUAUUAAAUUAGCGUAAAACACGUAUAACGGUAAACCGAAAUAAAUAAUGCAAGUGAAUGCGAAAAGUUCAAAUAUCGUUCGAAAAAAAAUACAUAUAUAUCAAGUCAAAUCAAAUUAUCAACAAAGAAAAGUAGUGAACCCCCACCCCAUUAGCAAGACGGCUGCGCGAAAAAUUGGCUUUUGCUCUCUGUGGCAUUCUUAAUAAAAAUACAAAUACAAAAGCAAAGCCGUGUUUGGCGCGCAGCACGCCAAAGAGAAAUUACGUUUAUAUAACUGAAUUUUGUUUUUGUUUUUUUAUUACUAUUAUUAACUUAUUUUGUAUGAAACAAAAAUUAUGAAGAUGCUCAAAAUUCUGCUAAACAAACACACACACACAUAUAUACUAUAUAUAUAUAUAUAAAAUAUAAACUACCACUACUACUACUACAUAUAUAUAUUGUCAUGCAUGUUACUAUUAAUUGUAAACUUAAUUUCAUAGACGUUCAAAGCGUCGCUUUACGACUAUACAUACAUAUAUAUAUAUAUAGAAAUUUACAUAACAUAUGAAUGAACCGAAAACAUAUAACGUUAAAGAAAUAUAUUUGCUAAAGUGACUUUUGUAAAAAUGCGAGAAACAAAAAAAACGAAAAACACACAAAAACAAAAACAAAUAUGUAUGUGCAUUGAUAUUUUCAAAGGCAAUUAAAGGCAAUCAAAGGGAAUGAGGUUGAAUUUCGACUGCGCCUGGCAGCAAUAAUAACCAUAUAUGUAGAUACCUACAUAAGUGAAGAUGGUUGAGUUAUGAUGAUGAGUAGGUUUAAAUGCAACGGUUGUAAUGAGCAGAGCAGAUCUUUAGAUCGACAGC